Messenger RNA from Ictalurus furcatus (blue catfish), 4545 nucleotides. It is a transcript of the gene ptdss1b, whose product is annotated as phosphatidylserine synthase 1b. Gene Ontology annotation, molecular function: L-serine-phosphatidylethanolamine phosphatidyltransferase activity. NCBI's taxonomy places the organism in Eukaryota, Metazoa, Chordata, Actinopteri, Siluriformes, Ictaluridae. Gene Ontology annotation, biological process: phosphatidylserine biosynthetic process. The record is from RefSeq and is a predicted model, not a curated record. The coding region runs from base 1747 to 3255 and encodes 502 amino acids. The transcript has 13 exons.
UCUGUCUGACCCCCUGCUUUCACACCCACCCCAGGGCUGUGGGUGAUUAGUUUGGGGUUAGUGGCUGAUCUCAACUCAAGUCAGAUUUAUUUAGCAUUUACACAGUAUGUCAAGACAAGGAACCAUGCUGAAAAAAAACCAAUAGAAACCCUCAUAGAAUUUGUAAUGGUUUUAAUGGGAAUUGUAUUGGUUUGAAUGGUUAUAAUGGGAAUUGUGUUGGUUUGAAUGGAAGCUGUAAUGGUCCCUGUGGGUCUCUACUGGUAAUUUAUUGUCUUCUAUCGGUGGCAUGUUAUGUCUAGUGGAUACCAUUAAGGACCGGUAAUGGUUUUAAUGGUUAGGUGAUGGUUUGUAAUGGUAUUUGUAGCCACGCAAAUAUCUGUGAUGGUUUCUAUUGUGUUUUUUUUUUUCCAGCAGGGAAAGCUUAAGGCGAGGCUCAGGUAAAUGAACGCAUGUAUACAACAACUUUAACAACUUAUCUGAAACAAGUAUGAUUAAAAUAGAAUAGAAGAGGUGCAAUGAGAAUAAAAGAUGCAAUGUAAGUAAGUAACAAAUAUGAGUAGUGUAAAAAUGACAAAAUAUGGACAAAUGUUUGAGGACACCUGACCAUCACACUCGUAUGUGCUUUUUAAAAUAAAAAAAAAAAAAAAUAAUAAUAAUAACCUCUACUCCUCCUGGGAAAGCUUUCUAUCAGAUUUUGGGGCAUGGCUGUGGGGAUUUGUGAUCAUUCAGCCACAAGAGCCUUCAUGAGGUCAGGUGAGGAGGUCUGGAGUGCAGUCGGUGUUCCAAGUCAUCCCAAAGGUGUUCAGUGUGGUUGAGGUCAGGGAUCUGUGCAGGGCACUCGAGUUCUUCCAGUCCAACUUUGACAAACCAUGUAGACUCUACCAUAGUAGACUUUCAAUCCUUAUCAGUGACCAGAAAAAGGAUUUUCAUUUAAAAUGGACUUCCUACACUUUGAAACGUGUAAGGUGAUACGUUUAUGGCAGUGUGGUCACUGUUUACAUCAUCACCACAUGCUUAUGCUCCUCUUAAUCCCAGUGUUGGCUAAUUACUCAAAAGUGAUUAACCUCUGAUUCAAAUUCUAGCAAUAACUUCUAGCCUUACCUAUACAAUUAUGUCCAGACUCUCAUGUUUUGUUUUCACUAAAACAAUUUAGCAAAGCAAUUAGUCAAGCAGUUUCUUCCUAUUAAGUGCCAACAAUACUUGAUUACACUUCUGGAUGUUUUGGACAUCUGUCUGUAAUUUAAUGAGGCUGUUUGAUUAUUUGAACAUUACUCCAGCUUAUAAGAUCUAAGUUUAUAUGACGGACUGUAAGUUUACUUAAAAAGACAGACGUCAGAGAACCAGUCUGGUAAAUCUCAGCAGCAGUUUAAACUCUCAGGUGGACUGGCUAUGCGAAGUUUUCAAUGUUCUUAUUGGCUAGUUCAAAUUAGAGUUUCAAGAUAAGGUGGACCAAACUAGAGCAAUUUAAAUAUGUUAUUCUUUGUAUUUACAACAAAAUUUUUAAAAACAACAAAAUUCUUUUUUUUUUUUUUGGUUUUAUUUGACGCCAGUCACCUUUAUGUCUUCUGAGUAACGUUUCUCAAAGUCAGAAGAACACGCGAACAGAACAGACGUUGAAAGGAGGACUGGGCGAUAUGAUAUGAUAGACAUAUACAAGAUGUUUUCUAACUUCCAUCCAUCCAUCCAUCUUCUAUACCGCUUAUCGUUUUCAGGGUCACAGGGAACCUGGAGCCUAUCCCAGGGAGCAUGGGGCACAAGGCGGGGUACACCAUGGACAGGGUGCCAAUCCGUCGCAGGGCACAAUCUCAUACACACUCACACACCCAUUCAUACCCUACGGACACUUUGGACACGCCAAUCAGCCUACCAUGCAUGUCUUUGGACUGGGGGAGGAAACCGGAGUACCCGGAGGAAACCCCCGCAGCACGGGGAGAACAUGCAAACUCCACACACACAGGGCCACGGUGGGAAUCGAACCCCCGACCCUGGAGGUGUGAGGCGAACGUGCUAACCACUAAGCCACUAAAUGAUUCCGAUCCUGACAAUAACCUGCGAGUGGGCCUUGCCCUAGUUGUCUCCUUUUUCCUUGUUAUCAGUGUCCUGGCUUUCCCCAACGGUCCGUUUACCAGGCCGCACCCAGCAAUAUGGCGCAUGGUUUUCGGUCUCAGUGUUCUCUACUUCCUUUUUUUGGUGUUCCUCAUCUUCCUGAACUGGGACCAGGUGAAGCUCUUGAUGUACUGGCUGGACCCCAACCUGCGUUAUGCGACACGUGAGGCAGAUGUUAUGGAGUAUGCAGUGAAUUGUCACAUGAUCACAUGGGAGCGCAUCCUGAGUCACUUUGACAUUUUUGCCUUUGGCCACUUCUGGGGCUGGGCCAUGAAAGCUCUGCUCAUCCGCAGCUACGGACUCUGCUGGACCAUCAGCAUCACGUGGGAGCUCACAGAGUUAUUUUUCAUGCACUUACUGCCCAACUUUGCUGAGUGCUGGUGGGACCAGGUCAUUCUUGACAUCCUGUUGUGUAAUGGAGGCGGUAUCUGGCUAGGCAUGACCGUGUGCCACUUUCUGGAGAUGCGCACUUACCGCUGGGCCAGUAUCAAGGAUAUUCACAGUGCUACAGGGAAGCUGAAACGUGCUGUGCUGCAGUUUACUCCAGCCAGCUGGACCUAUGUGCGCUGGUUUGACCCCAAAUCUUCCUUCCAGAGAGUGGCAGGGAUUUAUCUCUUCAUGAUCAUCUGGCAGCUCACAGAACUGAACACAUUCUUCCUGAAGCACAUCUUCGUGUUCCAGGCAUCUCAUCCCCUGAGCUGGUGUCGAAUCCUCUUCGUUGGGAUCAUCACUGCCCCCACUGUGCGGCAGUACUAUGCUUACCUUACAGACACUCAGUGUAAAAGAGUCGGAACUCAGUGUUGGGUGUUUGGGGCCAUUGCCUUCCUGGAAGCGCUGGCAUGUGUUAAGUUUGGCCAGGACUUGUUCUCCAAAACACAGGUCAUGUAUGUGAUCCUGUGGCUUGUGUGUGUGGCCUUCAUUACCUCUCUCUGCCUAUAUGGGAUGGUGUGGCAUGAGCAGAAAUAUGGUGGGAGACUGAAGUUGCAGAGCAUGUCCGAUUGUGACGAUAGCAGUUUCAUUGACUCCAGUGGUUACACUCCCGACACCAUUAAAGGUGAAAGAGACUCCAGCAACUCCCAGCUGUUACACCAGAGAAAAGGAGGACCGGUGAAGAACAAAGCAACAAAUGGAACGAACAACAAACAGUAGCUACGUUGAAGGAGGCGUGUCCGCUCAACACACGGACCUUACAUGGUAAAGGGUUUACAUAGACAUGAAUCAAAGGACGAGGAGUGAGAGCAGUUCCACAAUCUACUGCUCGACACAAGUCUUUAUCACCAAGGCACUAGUCGAGGAAAAACAACAGGUGUUUUUCAAAUUAAACUCCGUGUAAAAGCCCAUUUGGAAAGAAUUGUUUGAGAGUAAAACAAAAAAAACGAUUUCCUGGAUCACUUUUGCAGUAUUUAGAAACAGGAUUGUUCUGUUUCCCUAUUAUUGCACUAAUUCUGAUUCAUUUUAGUUGAUUUCUCUUCAUCACUGUUAAUAAUGGGACAGUUUUGUAGUUUCCUUACAAAUGAGGAAAAUGCAAAUGAAUAUAUUUGGUCAUAUCCACGUAGUCCUCACUUGUAAAUAUAUUGAAACACAUAUCCAACUGAUAUUUUUUACUUUAAAACAUUAAGCUUUCAAAUUACAUAUAUUUUGGAAGCACUUCACAAAUACAGGAAAAAGUAUAUAGCUUGAUGUGAAAAUAUGAUUUACACAAAACUGUACUUUUUAUUUUUAUAAAAGUUAAACUCUUUCAUAUACUGGCCAAAUAUAAUAACUAUAAUGAAGUAUAAGUAUAGUCCAAUCAAUCGCAGCAAAAAACACAAUGAUGAUUCUUUAACCAUUUAAAAAAAAAUCUGUGCCAAAUUCAAUUCCAGUCUUUUAGAUUUGUUAUAAGAUUGGACUGAAUUCAUGAUCCAGCGGUUUUUUUGUUUUUUUUGGAAUCGGCCCAAUACUAAUUCUCUGCAUCGGAUUGGUGCCAUCUCUAGUAAUAAUAUAACCUUACAGCCUUGUCAUGCCUUGUUUCUGUUUCUAUUAACUAUAGUAGUUUAGAGCUGGGGUUCUCAAACUUUUUGCAUCCAGAGAAUCCUUUACCCAUUUCAAAAGAAAGAAAAACUCUGCACACACGUUUAAUUUCCGAACAUAAUCCGACAAUCUCAAAUAUUAGGCUCAUUAUUUGAAUGCAUCCAGUAAUAUUUUGGUUAUUUAUUGGAGCUAUAGACCUUGGAGUUUGGAUUAUAGUAUAAUGUAGUAUAAUAUAAUAACUUUAAGAAUGAUGGGUUGUAAUUUUCACCACUGUGACAAAGGUAAAAAGGUAAAAAAAAACCCUGCACCCUACUUUUAGAAUUAUGGGUUUAGGGCUUUUCUUCAGCACACAUGCAACUGUGGUGAUGCCACUUGAAGAAAUAUGAUGCAAGCGGUGUGUGUGUGUGUGUGUGUGUGUGUGUGUGUGUG